AAUACUUUGUGAGGGCAGUUUUAAGUCACUUUAUAUUCCUGUCGCAUCGUCUGACCUCUUAACUCAAUUUGAGCUUGGUUCUAAUGAAGCCAAAGUCAUGCAUCCAUUCGACACACUUGGCCCUGGCCCCAGCCCCAGGCAGGUGUUUUCACAAAUGUGUGCUCAGGUAACCUGCUAUAGAGAUGACAUAGUGCGGCGGCCCCCUUCCCAAUUCCUGCCCCCCACCACCUACCACAAAUUGCACAGCCCUCCAUGAGGCCUAGACUUCAAAGGCCUAGCUCUGCAAUUCUACAUGGGUGGCCAGUUCUUUACAAAGAACAUUGCCUACCUAUGAUAGAGGAAAGACAGGAGGGGGCAACCCCUGCUGGAAAGAAAUUAGUUAGGAAAGCAAGAUAGAUACACAUAGAGGAUGAUAUUGGAUGGAAACCAGAUUCUGGUUCCAGCUCUCUCACUGGCUUCCUAUGUGACCUAAAUAGAAUCAGGACUUGGAAGGGACUUCAGAGCUCGCUAGCCAGAAUCCCUUUUAGAAUAUUCUCUCAUAGUUUCUGUAACACUCAAGGAAGUAGUUGCAGAGCCUCUGCUUGGAGACUCCUAAUAAGAAACUUUUCCCACUGGUGGCAGCCUCCUUCGCUCGAGGACUUGUUGAACUAUUUUUUCUUGGAGCGAGCUUAACUACCUGCCAGCAACAUUAUUGCCCUCGUUCUGCCCACACAUCUUCACCCAGGCUGCAUUUGGGAAAUGGAUUUUUUUUCCCAGCCCAAAUGUAAAAUUUGUCUUUCAUCCUUGUUCCUAUUAAAUUUUGGUGAACCCAGUUGUACCGAAACUCAGUCUCAAAUCAAAUUGGUUCAUCGUCUUGAUCCAUUCAGAUCUUUUUGGAUCCUGAUUCUCAUCCAACAUGUUACUAAGCCCUGCCAAUUUUGUGUCAUCUGUCCAUUUUUCAAGUGUGCUAGGUAAGCCUUCAGCCAUAGUAUCAUUUAGCAUGUAUACUGUCGUUUGAGCCCCAUACCUUUCCAUCUUGUCUGGGGAGAUAGCUUGAGUGACUUCUUCAAAUGUUUUGCUGAAAUCUAAGUGUGCUAUGUAUAUAGCACAUGGAAAUGAGGUUAGUCUGAAAAACAACUCUAAACAACUAACAACUUUUGUUAUUCUAAGCUUGCCCCAAAUCAGCAAAUAAAACCAUUUCCACCUACAUACAGGAACAGAAAAAGAGAACUGUGAAGGCAUCAAUCUCCCUUCCAUAAGCUUGAAUUUCUUCUCAAAAUUACAUAAUAAAUUCAACACAUUAGUUUCAAAGCUGUUCUGCUUAAAUUUGUCGCCUUCUAACCUCUUCCUGUUCUCUUUGAUGCACUUUUUAAAAUGCUGCGAUGGUACUCUCUCAUUUCCUCUUUUUUAUAUCGCUAUCACUAGUCCCUCUUUCCCUCCCAACCCCCCCCCCCAGUUUAAAAAAAAUAGCCAAAACAAAACCCGUAUCUUAGGAACACAGCCUAUUUUAGUGAAGCUCUGUUGGUCGUUAAUAAUCUCCUUAGAAACCAUUUUCCUAAUAUGCUCUAGAGUCUUAGCUGGAGUAAAAAUCAAGUUUGUAGAUUUGGGCCUCUUGAAAAUAAGACAAUUUGCUACUGUACUUAUCAUUCCCCAGGAUUUUAUUAAGAUUAUCGGCACUGACUCAGCUCCCACAUCUGCCUGGCUUUCAGUACUCUAGGAUGUAAUGGUUGAUUUGCUGACUGACCGAGCUCCCUUCAUGUCUCAGUAACUUUAAACAUCUCAAAUUUAUUAAUGGGAUAGUGAGGUGGUGUAAUGGAUAGAGUAUUGGGCCUUGAGUCAGGAAGACCUGAAUUCAAAUUCAACCUCAGACACUUAAUAACUGGGUGACCCCAAGCAAGCCACCCAACCUCUGUUGGCCUCAGUUUCUUCAUCUGUGAAAUGGGGAUAAUUAUAGCACCUCCCUCCUAGGGUUGUGAGGAUUAGAUGAGGUAAUUAUUGUAAAACUUUUAGCACAAUGCCUUGCACAAAGUAAAGGGUAUAUAAAUAUUAUAGCCAUCAUUAUUAUUCAUCCCUGCUGGACCUAUUUCUUCUAGUCUUUAGAAUUUCAUGCUUGAGAGCUGCCUGUCUCUUUUGAGGUAAUUUCUUCUUGAAAUAUCAUUGAAUCCUAAUCCUUUCCCUCAAUUCUUUGAAAUCUGAUGUAACACCUAGAGUACAUGACAGAUCACCCAGAUUUCAUCUUCUUGACCCUGUUACAAGUUCAAUGAGAGUGGUCAUUUGCCCUCUGCUCACUUUAUGUCCAUUCAUAGGUGUCUUACCAGGUUUUUUGGAAACUGUCCCUUUAAUAAUUUUUUUUUUUAGGGCACAGUAGUAGUAUUCAUUUACCACAAUUUAGCCAUUUCCCAAUUAAUGGGCAUUCCCUCAGUUUCUAAUCCUUUGCCAACACAAAAAGAGCUGUUAUAAAUAUUCUCACACUUAUGGGACCUUUCCCAUUUUCUUUUGAUUCUUUAGAGUAUAGACCUAGUAGAGAAAUUACUGGGUGAAAGGGUAUGCCCAGUUUUAAUAGCCUUUUGGGCCUACUUUCAGAUAGUGUUCCAGAAUGGUUGCUCUAGUUUGCAGCUUCACCAGUUGUGAAGAGUACAUUAAUGUACCUGUUUUCCCAUAUCUCUUCCAACAUUUAUCAUUUUCCUUUUUUGUGAUCUGAGCCAGUCUGACAAGGGUGAGGUGGUACUUCAGAGUUGUUUUAAUUUGAGGAAAGUACAUAUGGCAAUUGAUAGCUUUGGUUUCUGAAAACUGCCCAUUUAUGCCUUUUUACCCUUACGCAUUUGGGGAGUAGCUUUUUUUCCCUGUAAAUUUGACUCAGUUCCCCAUAUAUCUUGCUGCCAGGAGGUUUUUUUCAUUAGUCCUUUGGGAUUAUAGUGGAUUGUUGUUGAUUAGAGUUCCUAGAUCACUUCAGUGUUAUUACUGUAUAAAUUGUUUUCCUAGAUUCCUCAAAUUCCCUUCAUCAUUUCUAUUAGCACAAUAUUACAUUUACCUUGCACAGCUUGUUCAGUCAUUCCCUGAUUGAUGGGCACCCCUUCAGUUUCCAGUUUGCCACCACAAAAAGCUGCUGGAAAUAUUCUUGUACAUGUAGGUCCUUUCCCACUUUCUUUGAUCUCUUUGGGGGAGAGAAAUUAGGUCAUAGAGAAUGCCCAGUUUAAUAGCUUUUGGGCACAGUUCCAAAUUGGAAGAAUGCAUUAGGGACAGCUGGGGGCUUGGUGGAUUGAGAGUCAGGCCUAGAGACAGGAGGUACAGGGUUCAAAUGUGACCUCAGACACCUCCCAGCUGUGUGACCCUGGGCAAGUCACUUGACCCCCAUUGCCUACCCUUACCACUCUUCUGCCUUGGAGCCAAUACACAGUAUUGAUUCCAAGAUGGAAGGUAAGGGUUUAAAAAAAAAUGUAUUAUGCCUGUUUCCAUAUCACUUCUAGUAUGUGUCAUUUUCCUUUUUUGUGAUCUGAGCCAAUCUGAUGGUACCUCUGAGUUGUUUUAAUUUGCAUUUCUCUUAGCAAUAGAGAAUUUUUUAUAUAGCUAUUGAUAGUUUUUAUUUCUUCCUUUGAGAACUGCCUGUUCAUAUUCAUAGCCUUUGAAAGUUUAUCCAUUAGAGAAUGCCUUAUUCUUCUAAAUUUAUCCAUUUUACCUCCUGUGAAUUUGUCUUGUUUGGUAAUGAACUCUUCCCCUAGCCACAGAACUGACAGGUGAUGUCUUCCAGGUUCCAUCAAUUUGCUUUUGAUUUCACCUAAUUUUGAGCUUAUCUUGGUAUAUAGUAUAAGAUGUUGGUCCAUACCUAGUUUUUGCCAAACCACUUUACAGUUUUACCCAUAUUUUUUGUCGGAUGGUGAGUUUUUGUCCUAAUAGCUAGGAUCUUUGAGUUUAUCAAAUACUAGGUUACUGUGCUUGCUUCUGUAUAAUGUAUACUGUGUGUGUAUCUGUUAUCCAGAUUUGUUUCAUUUCUCCUCUCACCAAUACAUAAUCUUAAACCCUCCCCUUUGAAAUCUAGUUCUUUUCAGUAAGAGACGCCAUGUUCUGAUCCCAUCCCACCAAGUCUUAGGGGUGUUGAAUUUGUUUCUGCACAUAAAGGUUUCUGAGUUUCUUCUCUUUAUUACCAUAUCAUUGGCCUUCGUGGACUCCAUUUUCCUCUGUAAGUGGAAGCCUUUAAGAUCCUUUUCAGCACUAACAUUUUUAAAAUGAUCAAAUAUGGGGGCGGCUGGGUCGCUCAGGGGAUUGAGAGCCAAACCCAGAGAUAAGUGUUUUAUUUUUUAAAAAAUGAUCAAAUGUACAGUUUAUAUAUUAUACUUUAGCAGUUAGAUGUACUGACCACCUACACCCUCGCUGGUGAAGAUGUGGCACCCAUGCAGAGCCAGCACUCGGGGAGCUGCUCUCGCCCCCCCAGUCCAGCUGCCCAAAGCAAACACUUUCUCCCUCUGCUCUGUCCAGUAAUGUUGGGUUCACAGAGCUCGAGCUUGCAUCUUUCUCAUUGUCUUUUAUUGUCAAAUGUGUACAUUUAGUUGUCGUGGUCUAGACCGUUCUCAUCAGCAUUCUUAUUGCCCACUUUAUCUGGGAUCCCUGCUUAGCCGUGAACUGCCUAGUCGGGCUGCUGGGAUUUCUGGCUUCCCGAGGCAAUCCUGAGCCAUGAGGCAGGGCUGGGCACUGGCUUGGCUAUCACGGGACCCAAGUUCAGAUCCCAUCUUGGAUCCCCGCCACUACGUGACCCCGGGCAAGUGAUAAGGAGGCUCCCAGCCUCCCGGCUUCUGCAUAGAUCCCUCAGAUCCUACUUCCACAGGAGGCCUUUCCCUGGCCCCUCCCUCCCCUUUCUACUAUAGUCCUCUUGUAUGGAAGGACGUGGAGCUCGUCUCCCUCAUACCGUAGGAGCUUCUGAGCCGAGAGGCCUUGCCUUUGCCUUCCUUUCUCUAUCUGCUCCCUAGCCUAGUCCCUGGCACAGAGCGUCAAGAGUUACCGCUCGAUGCCUGACAUCUGCAGCUGGAAGGAGCCCCACGUCACGUCACUGCACCAUGAGGACCCCGAGGGCCGGGGACAAUACGCGGCCUUCCCUUGGUCCAGAGGCGACCCCUGGGCCUUGGGCCUCCGAACCAGGACUCUCCAGGUUGUCUUGGAGGUCCCUUCAGCCCUUUGGUUCCCAUUGCCAUCCCCAGGAGACGGGAUUUUGUUCUGAAAAAAGGCUAAUGGCCUGCGUGACAAAGCAAAGCUUCUAGCUAGUGGCUUCCGCGUCCCCAGCAGAGUUUCCCAGAGGCCCGACUUCACCCCCCGCCCGCCUUUCCUACAUGGGCCCUGUGCCUUGGUGCAGCUGCCUCCUCCCCACCCUGUUUGUUCCCGGGCCUGGCUUCCCAGUGCACUCCCCGCUCAGAUUCCCACUCGCUUUUUUUACAAAACCAGUCAAGGACAGCAUUUUGACAAAUCUGGUCAACAGCCUGAAAUGUAUAUCACUUCUAAGAAGCGAGAUACCCAGCACAAAAAUAGAACAGAAAGCCCUUUGAAAAGGCCUCCCCUCACUCAGACGGCCGGUCUCCCAGGGUCUUGAAGGGUGUGCGCAGCAUUGUCCGUUCAAGGUCGCCUCCAUCGGGAAGAGAUAGUCGUCCUUCCCUCCCUCACAAACAGUCUGCAAAGGCUUUUCUGCCACCUUCAUCUCAUAAAAGCCCCAGAUAGCCCAAGGCUCAGCCACAGCCGGCCCAAGAUGAAGGGCUCCCUUCUGGUUUUGCUCCUGUUCCUGCCAGGGAUGCUUGCUGUGCCGAGAGAAGAGCCCCCCGAGAAGAGGGGGCGAGCAGAUGCCAACCCCAGACUCCUAGCGCCUCUGCCCAAGAGCCACAGGAGGGAGAGGGUGGCCGAGUCGGGCCUUCCCGAUUCAGUCGGGGCCAAUCCUCAGGAAGGAACCGCAUCUUUAACAAGCCAAAAGGGCCGCGUGAGUGAGGUCCACCUCCCUUGGCUCUUGUUGCCCCAGAACAAUGACACCUCUGACGGAUGGACCGGGCCUAAGCCCCAUCCUUGGCCCCUGGGGGGCCUCAAAAACCCAGUGUGCUGGGUUAAAGUAGGUCGGGGUGAAGAUGGGGCCACAGGCCCCCUUCAGGUGGUGGGGGCCUUGAGUGCUUAUGAGAGGGGCUUUGUGGAAGCCCUGAGACAGGCCCGCUGGGACCGUCAAGGCCUGGCCACCUUUGGGAUCUGCCCGCCCGGAGGCCCAGGGGGCGCUCACCUUUCUCUGCAGCGCCUGGGGGCAUGGCUGGUGGAGCCAGGCGGGUGGAGUCUCGUGGUUCUGCACCUGGAAGAAGUGACCUGGGAGCCGGAGCUGAGCCUGUGGUUCCAGGAGCCCCCAUCGCUGCUGCGAGGAGCAGGUGCCCCGGAGCUGGCCCUCCUGGUGCUGUAUCCUGGGCCGGGGACUGGCGGAGUCCAGCCUGGGCAGCAGCAGUUCUGGGUCACCGGAGCCGGGCUGCCCCCUCAGCAGAGCCUCUGUCUCUCCUUGGACACCCGCUACCUGGUCCUGGCUGUGGACAGGACGGCCGGCGGCGAUGGGCUGUCCCUCGCUUUGCGGCCCCAGGGUGGAUCUGGCCCCUCUCUGGCCACUCCGGAACUCCAGGCCUUGCUCUUCGGCCUGGACCACAAGUGCUACACGAGGAUGACUCCAGUCCUACUCUUGCUACAGGGGCACAGCUUGGGAGCAAAGCCCAAACCCGGGCCUCUCCCGGCGGAGGGCCGGCUGGAUACGGCGCCGUACCCAUUGCCCAGAGCUCCUCCGCCAGCUCCUGGCCUUCUGCCCGGCGCCUACCAACAGCAGCGGAGAGCCGGCCGAGGCCCCGGCCAGCCCACUCCGGGCCCUGCUGCUCCUGAAGGCCCUGCAGAGCCUGAAGGCCGAGUGGCGAGAGCGGAGGAAGACUUCCCGGGCCCUCCGCAGCGCCAGGCUCGGAGGGGACGGUCCGUGCCGGCUGCAGGAGCUGAGUGUGGACCUGCGGGCCGAGAAGUCCGUCCUCAUCCCCGAGACUUACAUGGCCAACAACUGCCAGGGCCCCUGCCACUGGCCCCAGUCCGACCGGAGCCCCAACUACAACAACCACGUGGUGCUGCUGCUGAAGAUGCAGGAGAGGGGCGAGCCGCUGGGCCGGCCGCCCUGCUGCGUGCCCACGGCCUACGCCGGGAAGACUCUCAUCAGCCUCUCGGAAGAGGGCCUCAGUGCCCGCCUCAUGCCCAACAUGGUCGCUACAGAGUGCGGCUGCCGGUAGGGCCCCGUCCUGGUGUCCGGCGGCCGCCGAGCCCCGGGCAGCGAAGCCCGGCAGCCCGACGUGGAGCAGCGGCCUCCGCGGCCCUGCCCCAACCUCGACCUCGACUUCGCUCUGGCCAGUGGCCUUCCCCUCCCUGCCUCCAUGUGCCUGACUGCCCCUCGCCACCAUCCGUCCGGCUCCCUGCCGGCCUCCUGGGAUGGACAGCCAGGACUUCUCCCCUUCCCAGGCCCCACAGGGAAGGGGAGGCCCUGGUGGAGGGGCAGGGCAUGGCGGGGGUGCUGCCGUCGCUGGAGGGACGUGGGCCUGGGCACAGAGCGGGUCAGGCCAGCACCCAGACAGGAUCCCUGGGCCCAGGAAUGAUCCAGCCCAGCUCGGGCACCCAGAGAAGCUCCGGUCCGGGAGCCAUAUUUAUUCUGACCAACUGCAGCAUCCUCUGAUAAAGCCGGGAGAAGGGGAGGAGCCCAGGCAGAGGCCAGCAGCAGGAGAGCAGCCUCCAGCGUGCCUCCUUCCCUCGCCCACCCAGCCUCUCCUUCCUCCCCCAUCACACAAGUGGCUCUGAGGCGCCCCAGAGCCUCCCUUGAGGCCGGCGACACAUCCUUCCUUCUCCCCCACAUGCUCGUGUUCCAGGCCACGGCCCAGGGAGGAGCAGGAAGCGGCCUCAGGGCUCGGCUCAGGCGCCACAGAGGUCUGCGACGCCCAUGUACCUGGGUGCCGAGCCGCCACAAUAAAUCUGAAGCAUGGCGUUUCUUUUCA
Monodelphis domestica (gray short-tailed opossum) is the source of this 7994-nucleotide messenger RNA. It is a transcript of the gene AMH, whose product is annotated as anti-Mullerian hormone. Gene Ontology annotation, molecular function: growth factor activity. The record is from RefSeq and is a predicted model, not a curated record. NCBI's taxonomy places the organism in Eukaryota, Metazoa, Chordata, Mammalia, Didelphimorphia, Didelphidae. Gene Ontology annotation, biological process: Mullerian duct regression; gonad development.